GGGCAGAAGAGGAUCGGCCAGGAGGAAAAGGGCAGGUGACCUGCACAACUGAACUGCAACUUGCAUUCGAUGCACAGGGAAAGACCUUCUCAUGGGAAUAAUUAAACGUGGAACACUGCAAUGGAGCUGUGUAAGAAAAGACCUCCUCCUGAGGAGGAGCGCAGGGUGAGGGCCAACGCUCGGGAAUACAACGAGAAGUUCCAAUAUGCGAACAAUUGCAUCAAGACCUCGAAGUACAACAUUAUCACCUUCUUGCCUGUCAACCUCUUCGAGCAGUUCCAGGAGGUGGCCAACACCUAUUUCCUGUUCUUGCUGAUACUCCAGCUCAUCCCGCAGAUUUCCUCGCUGUCCUGGUUCACCACCAUUGUGCCUUUGGUCCUAGUCUUGACCAUCACUGCCGUCAAAGACGCCACGGACGACUACUUCCGCCACAAGAGUGACAAGCAAGUGAACAACCGGCAGUCCCUUCUCCUCAUCAACGGCAGGCUCCAGAAGGACAAAUGGAUGCACGUGAGGGUGGGCGACAUCAUUAAGCUCGAGAACAACCAGUUCGUGGCGGCUGACCUGCUUCUGCUUUCCAGCAGUGAGCCGCACGGUCUGUGUUACAUCGAGACGGCAGAACUGGACGGGGAAACCAACAUGAAGGUGAGACAGUCGUUGUCAGUCACGUCAGAACUGGGAGACACCAACAAGCUGGCCGAGUUCGAUGGUGAGGUGAUCUGUGAGCCCCCCAACAACAAGCUGGACCGAUUCACGGGGACCCUGCGCUGGAGAGCGAGCGAGAUCCCGCUGGACAACCGCAACGUGUUGCUGCGUGGCUGUGUGCUGCGCAACACAGAGUGCUGCUUUGGGCUGGUGCUCUUCGCAGGCCCGGACACCAAACUGAUGCAGAACAGUGGUCGUACCAAGUUCAAACGGACCAGCAUCGACAGGCUGAUGAAUACCCUGGUUCUCUGGAUCUUUGGAUUUCUGGUCUGCAUGGGAAUCAUCCUUGCCAUCGGGAAUUCCAUCUGGGAGCACGAGGUCGGGAACCUCUUCCAGAUCUACCUGCCCUGGGACCAGGGCGUCGACAGUGCCUUCUUCUCCGGUUUCCUGUCGUUCUGGUCUUACAUCAUCAUCCUGAACACGGUGGUCCCCAUCUCACUGUACGUGAGCGUGGAGGUAAUCCGCUUGGGACACAGCUACUUUAUCAACUGGGACAAGAAGAUGUACUGUGGCUGGAACGACACAGCUGCUGAAGCCCGGACCACCACACUGAGCGAGGAGCUGGGCCAGAUCGAGUACAUCUUCUCCGACAAGACCGGCACUCUCACCCAGAACAUCAUGACCUUCAACAAGUGCUCCAUCGGCGGCAAGACAUACGGAGAUCUGAGCGAUCAGAUAGGACACAAGCACGACGUGAGGGAGAGGAGGCCGGUGGUGGAUUUCUCAUUCAACGCCCUGGCGGACCCAAGCUUCUCCUUCCAGGACCCGUCACUGCUGGAGGCUGUCAAAUUGGGUGAUGCCGAGGUCCAUGAGUUCUUCCGGCUGCUCGCCCUCUGCCACACUGUCAUGUCCGAGGACAAGGAGGAGGGAGAGCUGUACUACAAGGCACAGUCCCCGGACGAGGGGGCGCUGGUUACCGCCGCACGCAACUUCGGGUUCGUGUUCCGCUCAAGAACGCCCGGCACGGUGACUCUGAGUGAACUGGGACGGGACGUCACCUACCAGCUGCUCGCCAUCCUCGACUUCAACAACAUCCGCAAACGCAUGUCCGUCAUUGUGAGGACCCCGAAGGGGAGGAUCCGCCUGUACUGUAAGGGCGCCGACACCAUCCUGUUCAAGCGGCUGCACGGUUCCAAUCACCGGCUCAUGAACGUCACCCUGGAGCACCUCAACGAGUUUGCGAGCGAGGGUCUGCGGACACUGGUGCUGGCGUUCCGUGACCUGGAGGAGGGGGUGUACGCACAGUGGGCGGAGAGACACCGGAAUGCUCAGUUGGCAAAGGAGGACCGCGAGGAACGGCUCGCCGCUGUCUACGAGGAAAUCGAGCAAGAGAUGAUGCUGCUGGGAGCCACAGCCAUUGAGGAUAAGCUCCAGGAGGGGGUCCCAGAGACCAUCGCCAUCCUCACACUGGCCAACAUCAAGAUCUGGGUGCUGACUGGUGACAAGCCCGAGACGGCGGUGAACAUCGGCUACUCCUGCAAGAUGCUGACGGAUGACCUGGCUGAGGUUUUCCUGCUGUCAGGAAGCACCGUCCACGAAGUCCGCGAGGAGCUGCGUCAUGCCCGCCAACGGAUGCGCGACUCCUUCCGCUCCAUCAACGGCUUCAGCUCCUCGGAGAAGCUGUCCUCGCCCCACCUCACCUCCGUGGUGGAGGUAGUGCCUGGGGAGUGUGCCCUGGUCAUCAGUGGGCACAGCCUGGCCCACGCCCUAGAGGCGGACAUGGAGCUGGAAUUCCUGGAGACGGCCUGUGCCUGCCGUGCCGUCAUCUGUUGCCGGGUAACGCCCCUGCAGAAGGCCCAGGUGGUGGAGCUGGUGAAGAAGCACAAGAAGGCGGUGACGCUGGCCAUCGGCGAUGGCGCCAACGAUGUCAGCAUGAUAAAGACUGCUCACAUCGGAGUGGGGAUCAGCGGGCAGGAAGGGAUCCAGGCCGUGCUGGCGUCCGACUACUCGUUCUCGCAGUUCAAGUUGCUGCAGCGGCUGCUGCUGGUCCACGGCCGCUGGUCCUACCUGCGAAUGUGCAAGUUCCUCUGCUAUUUCUUCUACAAGAACUUCGCCUUCACCAUGGUCCACUUCUGGUUCGGCUUUUUCUGCGGCUUCUCCGCCCAGACUGUGUACGACCAGUACUUCAUCACGCUGUACAACAUUGUCUACACGUCCCUUCCUGUACUGGCCAUGGGGGUCUUUGAUCAGGAUGUCCCGGAGCAGAGGAGCCUACAGUACCCAAAGCUCUACGAACCGGGACAGCUGAACUUGCUCUUCAACAAGCGGGAGUUCUUCAUCUGCAUAGCGCAGGGGAUUUACACCUCCACCGUCCUCUUCUUCAUCCCCUACGGGACCUUCGCCGACUGCACGCGCAAUGACGGCAGUCACAUGGCCGACUACCAGUCCUUCGCAGUCACCGUGGCAACCUCGCUGGUGAUCGUGGUGAGCGUGCAGAUAGGACUGGACACUGGGUACUGGACGGCAAUCAACCACUUCUUCAUCUGGGGGAGCCUCGCCAUGUACUUCGUCAUCCUCUUUGCUAUGCAGAGUGGCGGCCUCUUCGAAAUAUUCCCCAACCAGUUUCCAUUCGUAGAAACCUUGUCUCUGUGUAAAGACUCUCCUGGAUACCAGUUCCCCGUUCGUGGCGUUGCUAACGCUUCACAACUCCGCCUCUGCGCCUGCGUUCUGCACUUGGGUUCGUCCCCAGCCACGUCCUUGCAACAGAACGAAUUGGUCAAGAAUGAACCCAGCGGACACGGACCCCGUGCAACUGCCCCUCGCCAGCCAGGGCUACCUACUGAGCGCCCACGACCAGCUGCUCAGAGAGGUCACAGAAAACCUUUGUGCGCUGUCCACGAAUGUGAGGAAGCCAACGCCAACAACACCCUGGGGCAGCCGGUGGUCUGGCUCACCAUAGCCCUCAGCACCGUCAUCUGCAUCAUACCCGUCAUUGCAUUCCGCUUUCUCAAGCUCGACCUGCAGCCCCAGCUGGCAGACACGGUCCGCUACACCCAGCUGGUACGCAAGAAGGCCAAGCCGUCGCACCGCUGCCUGCGCCGGACGGGCAGGGGGGACUCGCGCCGUUCCGGCUACGCCUUCUCCCACCAGGAGGGCUUCGGCGAGCUCAUCACCUCCGGCAAGAACAUGCGGCUGCCGGGCCUGGGGCUGGGCCUGGGCCCGAGCUGGAUCGACACCAUCCGCCGCCGGAGAUCCGAGCUGGCUGCCUCGCCCGGUGCCAGCCCUGUCUCCGUUGAGCAGGCCCCAGCCGCCGGCGAGGAGGCCUCUGUGUAGGGGCUGGGAUCAUGGAGUGGGCCCUAAGGGGAGAAUAACUCCAGCCAGAUCAGAGGAGUGGGCAGGGCCUGUUACCAGCGAUUGGAGCCUGCAAGGGUUGAGGAGUGAAGCUUUCUCUCUGCCUCCCGCUCUCCCUCCGCUUAUUCUCCCUUGCUCUCUCCCCUCCCCAUUUGGUUCCACCUUCUAUUUCUGCCACUCUCUUCCCCCCUCUCCCCUUCUCUAUUCUGCCUUUCCACCCUCCCCUUUCCCUUCUCUCUCACCGUCCCCUUCUUUCUCUGGGGAGAUCAGCCUGAGGUCGAGGAGUGGAGUCUCAUACCACUUGUCCUCUCUUCCCUCUCUCUCUCUCCCUCUCUCUUGCUAUCUCUCUCUCUCUCACUCUAUCUCUCUCACUUUCUCUCUCCCCUUCUCCUUCUCCCGCUCUGCUGCUCCAUUUUUUCCCCUGUCUCUUGUCCCCCACCCCCCAAGCCCCCAGCUCACGGGGUUCUCUAGCCCGGAAGUGCUUUCUCCACCGCGACGGGGCCCGCCGUCCCCCAGCGCUGCUGCCUCCGCACGGUGGAUAUCACUUCGUCCCCAGUGCUGUUCGCUCACAAGCUCACUCCCAGCCACCGUGACCAAAGCCGGCUACCGCGCGGGCGGGGCGCGCUGCCGAAUGGGGGUGGGGGGGGUGUACCCACACCAGGGAGUGCAGAUUACCCACCCCUCAGGGCCCGGGUGUGGGCUCGGGGGGGAGUACCCGCACCAGGGAGUGCAGAUUCCCCACCCUUCGGGGCCCGGGUGUGGGUGGUGCUGGCCUCCAGUGAGCUGUCUCCUGUUCCCGACCAAUGUCCGUACCCCGUUUCCCAGAGUGAGGGCAGAAACCCAGCCAUUCCCAUUCUCCCCACGCCCUUGGUCACCAAGAGCAAGUGCACGCACACACCCACAUACACACACUGUCACAUACACAGUCACACACACAGUCACACACACAGACACGCACACUCACACACACACACACUCACACUCACACCCACACACUCACACACACAAACACCCCCACACACACACUCUCCCACACACACAGUCUCACACACAAACACAUACUCUCACGCACACACACACGGCUGCCAUGGUACACAGUAGUUAAGGUGACGAUGUUACAGCUCAGGGCAUUGUGGAGUUUGGAGUUGAGAGUUCAAUUCCAGUGCCGUCUCUACGGAGUCUCUGUGUUCUCCUGUGUGGGUUUCCUCCGGGUGCUCCGGUUUCCUCCCACAGUCCAAGGAUGUACCGGUUAGUAGGUUAAUUGGUCAUUGUAAAUUGUCCUGUGAUUAGGCUCGGGUGGAUUGGGGUUGUUGGGGACGAUGUGGUUGGAAGGGACAGAAAAGCCUGCUCCGUGCUGUAUAAGUAAACAGAUGCAACGGGCAGACACGCGCACGCUCGCUGUAGAAACGGCGACAUCAUCAGAUUGUGUCGUGGGAGAACAUCAAAACACAGAGAACCCUCACGAACUUGACAAAUCGCUCCAGGGGCUUCAACUGGUCCAACCCUCGUCACCCAUUUAACCCCCUUGGGAGCCGAUCUCCGAAUCCGGAACAAACCCACGGCCUGCACCAUUGUAGGCAAUGACUAUGUUAGUCAUCCAUCUUGGGCUGACAGAGAUGGGCCCCAAGGGCCCGAAGACUGGACGCCCCAGUAUUAAGGCCUGGACUUCGGCCGAAUUUAGAAAAACAGAGCCACUGUUUUGCUCUAUUGUUGAGUAACAAUAUUAGACAAAGCCACUGUGAUACCAACUAUUCUUUCUACAUCCUUCAUCAGCACAAGUUUAUUUUGUAAGUUAUAAAAACAUCCAGCAAGAAGUCACCCUGAACACAAGAUGGUGGACAAGCAUGACAUGAAAUGUUUACAUAGAGACUUUUUGUAAAAAAACAGCAGGAAUGGUCACAGAAAAAAAUGGUUAGUGACAUUUUUUCUAUAUAAAUAUAUUAAGAAAAAGAAGUAUGUUUUCCUUUUUAAAAAAGCCAUUGCUUAUUUUGUGUUUUUUUUUGUAACACCGGCUAUUAAGUUUGGGGCAUCUGACCAUUCUUUGUCUCACUCACUUGGCCGACGAGGUCACAGGUCAAAUGGUACUCAAGGAACUGUGAUUAACUGAGCUGGACACACGUUAUUUUCACGUUUUGUUCAUUUGAGAUGCUAGCAGGGCUGUAUAUACACAGAUAUAUUAUAUAAAUAUAUAUAUAUAUAUAUAAAUAUAAAAACAUUUCCAUAAUUU
Messenger RNA from Mobula hypostoma (lesser devil ray), 6223 nucleotides. Its product is annotated as phospholipid-transporting ATPase ID-like. The transcript is spliced from 29 exons. Gene Ontology annotation, cellular component: trans-Golgi network; plasma membrane. NCBI's taxonomy places the organism in Eukaryota, Metazoa, Chordata, Chondrichthyes, Myliobatiformes, Myliobatidae. Gene Ontology annotation, biological process: phospholipid translocation; Golgi organization. The record is from RefSeq and is a predicted model, not a curated record. Gene Ontology annotation, molecular function: magnesium ion binding; ATP hydrolysis activity; ATP binding. The coding region runs from base 121 to 3978 and encodes 1285 amino acids.